GGCGGCGGCGGCGGCGGCGGCGCGCUAUGGAGCACGUGACGGAGGGGUCCUGGGAGUCGCUGCCGGUGCCGCUGCACCCGCAGGUGCUGGGUGUGCUGCGGGAGCUGGGGUUCCCGUACAUGACGCCGGUGCAGUCCGCAACCAUCCCCCUGUUCCUGAAGAACAAGGACGUCGCUGCGGAAGCGGUCACCGGCAGCGGGAAGACGCUCGCCUUCGUCAUCCCCAUCUUGGAGAUUCUCCUGAGGAGGGAGGAGAGGCUGAAAAAGUGGCAGGUUGGAGCCAUAGUCAUCACGCCCACUCGGGAGCUGGCCAUCCAGAUAGAUGAGGUGCUGUCGCAUUUCACGAAGCCCUUCCCGCAGUUCAGCCAGAUUCUCUUGAUCGGAGGCAGAAACCCCGCAGAAGACGUCGCGAGGUUCCGGGAGCACGGCGGGAACAUCGUGGUGGCGACGCCAGGCCGCUUGGAGGACAUGUUCCGGAGGCAGGCCGAGGGCGUGGACCUGGCCAGCGGUGUGCGGUCCCUUGAGGUCCUGGUGCUGGACGAAGCAGACAGGCUUCUGGACAUGGGGUUCGAGGCCAGCAUAAACACCGUUCUGGGGUUCCUGCCCAAGCAGCGGCGCACGGGCCUAUUCUCCGCCACGCAGACGCAGGAGGUGGAGAGCUUGGUGCGGGCCGGCCUCCGCAACCCUGUGCGCAUCGCCGUGAAGGAGAAGGGCGCCGCCGCCAGCAGCUCCCAGAAGACCCCCUCCCGCCUGCAGAACCACUACAUGGUAUGUAAGGCAGAUGAGAAGUUCAACCAACUGGUACAUUUUCUUCGCCGUCAUAAGCAGGAAAAGCACCUGGUCUUCUUCAGCACCUGCGCCUGCGUGGAGUACUACGGGAAGGCCCUGGAGGUUCUGGUGAAGGGCGUGGACAUCAUGUGCAUUCACGGGAAGAUGAAGCACAAGCGCAACAAGAUCUUCGCGGGCUUCCGCAAGCUGCAGAGCGGGAUCUUGGUGUGCACUGACGUGAUGGCCCGAGGAAUAGACAUCCCCGAAGUGAACUGGGUUCUGCAGUACGACCCUCCCGGCAGCGCCAGUGCCUUCGUGCACCGCUGUGGCCGCACGGCGCGCAUCGGCCACAGCGGCAGCGCCCUGGUGUUUCUCCUUCCCAUGGAAGAGUCGUACGUCAACUUCCUUGCGAUCAACCAAAAAUGCCCCCUGCAGGAGAUGGCGCUGCAGAAGGACGCGGCGGACCUCCUGCCCAGGCUCAGGUCCCUGGCCCUGGCCGACAGGGCCGUGUUUGAGAAGGGCAUGAGAGCCUUUGUGUCCCACGUCCAGGCCUACGCAAAGCACGAGUGCAGCCUCAUCUUCAGGCUGAAGGAUCUGGAUUUUGCUGCUCUUGCCCGAGGCUUCGCUCUGCUGAGGAUGCCCCGGAUGCCGGAGCUGAGAGGAAAGCAGUUCCCCGACUUCGUGCCUGUGGACAUCGACACAGACACCAUCCCGUUUAAAGACAAGGUCAGAGAAAAGCUCAGGCAGAAACUACUGGAGCAACAGAGAAAAGGGAAACCAGAAAAUGGAGGGAGGAGAAAAUUCAUGAAAAAUAAAGCGUGGUCGAAGCAGAAGGCCAAGAAGGAAAAGAAAAGGAAUGCAAAAAGGAAAAGGGAAAAGGGUUCUGACAUCGAAGACGAGGACGUGGAGGAGCUUCUCAAUGACACAAGGCUCCUGAAGAAGUUUAAAAAAGGCAAAAUCACGGAGGAAGAAUUCGAUAAGGGGCUGUUGACAAGCGCCAAAAGGCCGCUGAAGACGGCAGCCUUGGGGAGCUUGGGUGUGGAGGAGGACUGCUGAGUCUGCGGCCUCGGAGGGUUGCGGCAGCGCCCGCCCCCGCGGCAGGCCGUGAGCGCGGUGCCCUCCCUGGACCGCGGUGCCGGCCGCCCCGCAGGGAGCCUCGUGUCACUGGGCACCGUCUGACGGGGGAGGCGGGGCUUCACCUCGUCAGUGUUUCCCUAAAGCCACGCCAGCCUUGAAGCCCAGCAGGAGGUAAAAUUAUUUGAGUGUAAAUAUUAGACAUCAAUGUUUAUUUUGAUGGGGCAGCUCUAAAGAGCCCACUUUCCUGGGCCCAUGUUGUCCCUAUUUCUAACGCAGACAAGGAGGCACACUUAGUUCUGGGCACUGGGCGUCCCUGGGAGAGGGUUGCUAGGGUCCCCUUCUUCCCUUGGAAUGGCCCCCAGCGCCCCCGCCCUGAGGAGCGUGUGGAAACCUGGGGGGGGCGAGUCAUGUUCUGGGACGGAGAACUGUGAGGCCUUCUGUGGAAUGAAGCACGUCUCCUGCCACUCAAGUCUGUUGUGAGCCUGCGCCGCGCCUGCCGGGCCCCCACCAGGGAGGCCCGGGGUCCGCCCCGGCCCCAACGCAAAGCUGUGUCAUA
Molecule: messenger RNA, 2400 nt
Organism: Pteronotus mesoamericanus
Lineage: Eukaryota; Metazoa; Chordata; Mammalia; Chiroptera; Mormoopidae
Gene: DDX55
Product: DEAD-box helicase 55
Exons: 14
Coding region: 27-1823 (598 amino acids)
Cellular component (GO): nucleolus
Molecular function (GO): nucleic acid binding; ATP binding; RNA helicase activity
Source: RefSeq, a predicted model, not a curated record